This is a messenger RNA of Calliphora vicina (urban bluebottle blowfly), 4441 nucleotides long. Its product is annotated as probable multidrug resistance-associated protein lethal(2)03659. Gene Ontology annotation, cellular component: membrane. The transcript has 9 exons. Bases 344 to 4297 code for a protein of 1317 amino acids. NCBI's taxonomy places the organism in Eukaryota, Metazoa, Arthropoda, Insecta, Diptera, Calliphoridae. Gene Ontology annotation, molecular function: ABC-type transporter activity; ATP hydrolysis activity; ATP binding. Gene Ontology annotation, biological process: transmembrane transport. The record is from RefSeq and is a predicted model, not a curated record.
ACCAAAUGUAUGGACUGCAUGAAAUUAAAGUGUUUGUUAUCUGAGAACAUUUCGGUUUACACGUUUUUUUUUUCUUCAUAUUUUUGUUUUUGUAGCAAAAAUCCAAUAAAGAAAUAAUUUAAUCAUUGAUAAUUGUAGUGGUUUGUUUUAUGAUCCGAGGUGGUUUUGUAUUAUUCCGGUUAGAUUUGAAACAUUAGCUGUAAGUUUGUCGGGCCGUGAACAUUAAUUUGGAUUUAAGUGAAUAACUAAAAAAGUGUGCAAAUAAUAUGUGAUCAAAUUUGUGAAAUUAAAUAAAAAAGUGAAAGAAUUAAAAUAUCCUUGAUAUUAUUAAAUAUCCUUAGAAAUGCAAUCCUUUAAAUCGGAUGAGUUGCCGGAAAAUCCGCGCCAACAUUCAAAUCCUUUUUCCUCGUUAAUGUUUUGUUUUACAAUGCCAACAUUUUUCAAAGGUCGCAAAAGUGUUCUAAAUGAGAAUGAUCUUUAUCGUGCCUUAAAUGAACACAAAUCAGAUUUUGUUGGCCAUAAACUUAGUUUGGCGUGGGAAGAACAAUGUGAAAAAGUAAAGGGCACCAAUAAAGAACCCAGUUUAUUAAAGGCCACUUUUAAGGUGUUCGGUUGGUAUUAUAUGAUGUUGGGUAUUGCAUUGUUUAUCAUCGAAAUUGGUUUGAGAUCUAUGCAACCUUUGUUUCUGGGUAAGUUGGUAUCAUUUUAUGCAAAUGCAAAUAGUACCGCCAAAGACGAAACUGAGGCCUAUUUAUAUGCAAUGGGCGUGAUAUUGAGCAGUGCCUUAAGUGUUUUGUCCCUGCAUCCCAAUAUGUUGGGCAUCAUGCAUUCGGGCAUGAAGAUACGUGUGGCUCUUUGUAGUUUAAUUUAUCGCAAAGCCUUGCGUUUGAGUAAAACUGCAAUGGGGGACACCACUUCGGGCCAGGUGGUGAAUUUAAUGUCAAAUGAUGUGGGACGUUUGGAUACAUCAAUGUUGCAUGUGCACUAUUUGUGGAUAGGGCCAAUAGCUAUUGCUAUAGUAACCUAUUUAAUGUAUUUAGAGAUUGGGGUCUCCUCUUUAUUUGGCGUGGCCUUAAUGUUACUGUUCAUUCCUUUGCAAGGGUUUUUGGGCAAGAAAACCUCUAUUUUACGUUUGCGCACUGCCUUGUGCACCGAUGAGCGUGUGCGCAUGAUGAAUGAGAUCAUUAGCGGCAUACAGGUGAUCAAAAUGUAUGCCUGGGAAUAUCCCUUUGGCAAGAUGGUGGACUUCAUAAGACGCAAAGAAAUGAAGGCCAUACGUUAUGCCAACUAUAUACGCGGCAUGUUGGCUUCAUUUAUAAUGUUUGUCACUCGUGUGUCCAUUUUCGCCAGUCUGGUGGGCUUUGUGUUGUUGGGCAAUUUCCUGACAGCGGAAAAAGCCUUUGUCAUUACAGCUUAUUAUAAUAUUUUAAGAACCAUUAUGACGGUAUUCUUUCCUUUGGGAGUGGCUCAAUUUGCCGAAACUUUGGUGUCAUUUAAACGUUUGCAAACUUUCAUGAUGUUGGAGGAGACCUCAUUGGCUGCUAAGAAAAUUAACCAGGAUCCUGCAAAAUCUAUACCCAAAGCUAUUGUUAGUGAAAAUGGUAAAGAAACGUAUUUAACUCCAUCUAAUAUUAAAGCGGAGUUAGGUAUUGAUAUUCGUAAUUUAAAAGCCAAGUGGAAUGUUAAAUCCAUGGAGUUUAAUUUAAAUGAUAUUAAUUUGAAUAUAAAACCCAAAACCUUGGUGGCUGUUAUAGGACCGGUGGGUUCGGGUAAAUCGAGCUUAAUACAAGCCAUACUUGGCGAAUUGCCUCCUAUAUCUGGUAGUGUAACAGCCAAUGGUGUUUUGUCAUUUGCCUCUCAAGAACCUUGGCUUUUUACCGGCACCGUGCGUCAGAAUAUACUGUUCGGUCUGCCACUAGAUAAGAAACGUUACAAUAUAACGGUGAAAAAGUGUGCCUUACAGCGUGAUUUUGAGCUACUACCUUAUGGCGACAAAACCAUAGUGGGAGAACGUGGUGCCUCCCUUUCCGGCGGCCAAAAGGCACGCAUUAAUUUAGCCCGAGCUGUGUACAGGAAAGCUGAUAUUUAUUUACUUGAUGAUCCUCUUAGUGCCGUCGACACCCAUGUAGGUCGUCAUUUGUUCGAUGAAUGCAUGAAGGAAUAUUUAAGAGAGCACAUAGUCAUAUUGGUUACACAUCAGCUGCAGUUCCUGGAACAAGCUGAUGUCAUUGUUAUAAUGGAUAAGGGCAGAGUAAGUGCUGUGGGUACCUAUGAGUCUAUGCAGCAAAGUGGUUUAGAUUUUGCCCAGCUACUAGCCAAUGCCGAGGAGGAGGAAGAUGACAAAGAGUUUCUGUUGGAGGCCAAGAAGCAGAGGCAAAGGCAAACUAGCGAGACUUCACUAACUUCUACCGUGGAAUCGGUAGAGCUAAAUAAUGCGCCUAAACAGUUGGAAGAAUCAAAGGUGGAGGGUAAAAUUGGUUUGAAGUUGUAUAAGAAGUACUUUAGCAGUGGAGGUGGCUAUUUGGUGUUGGCGGUUAUGACCUUUUUGUGCCUGGCAGCUCAGAUUUUGGCCUCAGGUUCUGAUUACUUUUUAUCGUACUGGGUCAACAAAAAUGAAAACAGUUUCCCUGAAUCAACACAAGACUCUGUUAAAACCGAUUCCAUUGAUAUUUAUAUUUUCACCGGCCUCAACUUGGCUGUCAUUGUAUUUUCCAUGUUCCGCAGUUUCCUAUUCUUCAAUUUGGCCAUGAAAUCUUCUACGUCCCUGCAUAAUGCCAUGUACUUGGGUGUUACACGUGCUGCCAUGUAUUUCUUCAAUACGAAUCCUUCCGGUCGUAUUCUUAAUCGUUUUUCUAAGGAUAUGGGCCAGGUUGAUGAGAUUCUACCCAGCGUUAUGAUGGAUGUUAUACAAAUAUUUUUGGCUUUAUUUGGUAUUUUGGUGGUUUUGUGUUUGGUAAAUCCCUGGUAUUUGCUGGCCACAGCGGUGUUGGUGUUUAUAUUUUAUUAUUUGCGAACAUUCUAUUUGAAGACAUCGCGAGAUGUUAAGCGUCUGGAGGCGAUAACCCGCUCCCCCAUCUACUCCCACUUGGGAGCCUCUCUUAAUGGGCUCGCCACCAUUAGAGCCUUUGAAGCAGAACAGGUUUUAAUUGCUGAAUUCGACAACUAUCAGGAUCUUCACAGUUCUGGUUUCUACAUGUUUUUGGCCACAAGUCGUGCCUUUGGCUACUGGCUUGAUUGCUGUUGUGUCGUCUAUAUAGCCGUCAUUACACUAAGUUUCUUCUUGUUCUCGCCCGAAAAUGGAGGUGAUGUGGGUCUGGCCAUAACUCAGGCCAUGGGUAUGACGGGUAUGGUGCAAUGGGGUAUGCGUCAGUCGGCUGAAUUGGAGAAUACCAUGACCUCGGUGGAGAGAGUAGUGGAAUAUGAGGCCAUAGAACCAGAAGGAGAAUUAGACUCACAGCCGGAUAAGAAGCCGCCUCAGACCUGGCCUGAAGAGGGACAAAUUAAAUUUGAUAAUUUAUGUUUGCGUUAUAAUCCCGAUCCUAAAUCGGAUUAUGUUUUAAAAUCAUUGAAUUUCAUAAUAAAACCCUGUGAGAAAGUGGGUAUAGUGGGCAGAACGGGAGCUGGUAAAUCGUCUUUGAUCAAUGCACUCUUUCGUUUGUCUUAUAAUGAUGGAGCGGUGAUAAUAGACCAGAGAGAUACCAAUGAAAUGGGUUUACAUGAUUUGAGAAGUAAGAUUUCUAUUAUACCCCAAGAGCCGGUGUUAUUUUCCGGAACAAUGCGUUAUAAUCUCGAUCCAUUUGAUGAGUAUUCAGACAACAAAUUAUGGGAAGCUUUAGAGGAGGUCAAACUUAAGCAUGUAGUGGCCGAUAUGUCUCAUGGUUUGCUCAGCAAAAUCUCCGAAGGUGGCACCAAUUUCAGUGUGGGUCAGCGUCAAUUGGUUUGCUUGGCUCGGGCUAUUCUACGAGAAAAUCGCAUAUUAGUUAUGGACGAAGCCACCGCCAAUGUAGAUCCCCAAACAGAUGCCCUCAUUCAAACCACGAUUCGUGAGAAAUUUAAAAACUGUACCGUUCUCACAAUUGCCCAUCGUUUGCACACUGUCAUGGACAGCGAUAAAGUUUUGGUAAUGGAUGCUGGUCGUGCUGUGGAGUUUGGCUCUCCCUAUGAACUGUUGACGGUGUCAAAGGUCAAUAUAUUUCACAGCAUGGUUAAACAAACGGGCAAUAGCAGUUUCGAAACGCUAUUAAAGGUGGCUCAACAGGCUCAUGAAAACAAUUUGCUGGAAAAGAAGGUGGCUUAAAGAAAGACUUGGCACUGAAAUCGAAAUUCGACAAGUUAUAUUUGCAUAAAUGUGGGGUUUUAUGGUGUUGACAGUUUUAAAACCUAGUAUGAAACACAAUUUUAUGCUAUUUGGCAAAGCAGUUAUUUGUAUAAUUGUUCAGUU